Molecule: messenger RNA, 4941 nt
Organism: Nasonia vitripennis (jewel wasp)
Lineage: Eukaryota; Metazoa; Arthropoda; Insecta; Hymenoptera; Pteromalidae
Product: E3 ubiquitin-protein ligase XIAP
Exons: 4
Coding region: 1728-3110 (460 amino acids)
Biological process (GO): regulation of cell cycle; positive regulation of protein ubiquitination; negative regulation of apoptotic process
Cellular component (GO): nucleus; cytoplasm
Molecular function (GO): ubiquitin protein ligase activity; cysteine-type endopeptidase inhibitor activity involved in apoptotic process
Source: RefSeq, a predicted model, not a curated record
GAUCCAAUCGAAGCCAGCCGUCAGCGUUGGUUCUCAUGCUGCAGCACACAGAGUUCUCUCGGUCGUUCGCGUGCAGCAGUACUUACUCGAAGCCGCUCUCCUUCUCUCCUUCUCGCGCGAGCCAGCAUCAGCUCCCUGCAAAGAGAGAAAAGAGCACGUACUCUCGGGUACACUUACAUAGCCGCCGUAGGCAAUGAAACAGGCACGAAAGAGAAAGAGCAGACCUCGUGAACGGCGCUUGAACCGCGAGAGAGGCUGCCGCUGCUGCAGGCUCGUUGUGUAAAAGUAUGCAUUCCGGAAAGAGAGGAGAGGAAUGGAAUCCCAGCAGAGGAGUGGGAGAGACGAUGCUCUGGCCGCCGGGUGUGUAACCAUGGACUCUUAUCCUGGCCACGAGGCUGCUGCUGCUGCUCGAUCGUGUAUUGAACCGCAUAUCUGGGGAAUGAAAAAUAAAUUGUCAGUUAUUGGCUUGUAUUGAGGAGGGAUUGUUGUCGAUUAACGCGAGGGUUUGCAGCGAGCGAUCGACGUUGAUGAUAUUUCGGGUUUUUCCCUUAUUAUUCUGAGUCUGAUAUCGUCGAUGGGUUGUAAUGUACUUUUCUUUCAUUAGUAUCAAUCAUUCCCGAACGUUUGAUGAAAUGGCUAUCAAUGUCGAUUUAAUUUAUCAUGGUUAUUUAGGUUUAUCAAUUCCGAUACAAAGUUGCAUUCAAAAUUUCUCUGGGGUUCAGCAACAAUUGCAAUAUCUAUACGAAAUGAAGUUAGCGGAUUAUUCCUGACUGAAAAGACACUCAAUUUUCAUCAUGUGACAUAUCCCAUGACAAUCAUGUGUCAAGUUACGUGAAAACUCCGAAUCGCGUCUGCCAUAAGACUACUACUACCCCUUUCAACCGGUCCACGAGCAAUCUUACCCAGUUCCAAUCCACACUACUUACUUAUCUCGGCUCCUUAAACAACAGAAUAUUCUUCCAUUACCUCACACUCUGUAUAGCCACACAUAUAAGGCAUAGAUUUCGUCGACCUUUCUCAAUGGUGGUGGAAGCCGCCAGCACAGCAGCGUCCGAACUCCGACAAGGACGGCUCUCUCUCCCUCUCUUUCUCUUUCCAUUACACAUCGUCGUCGGCAAAGCGUUUCCCACGAAAGGCAUACAGGCGCCGCUCUGGCAACUCAGCGCACUGCCGCCAGGCCAGACGUGGCAACUCUGUACGUAGCACGGCCUGCUUUUCUCUCUCUCUUUCUCUCUCUCUCUCUCUCCUCGAAUUCCCUCGCGCGGCGGAGCGGCUCGGCGUUCGUUGUAUCGGCCGCGCGCUCGCAGUUUCGACGCUCACCGCGACGAAGUCGAGUCGUUUACGGCUGUUAGAGAGAGAGAGAGCAGGGCAUGCUGUGAGGAGGAGGAAAUUCGGGGAUAGUGUAACACGGGCCUGUAGUGCGAUGAAAAAGUGCGAUCAACACGCGUGACCUUACUGAUUGCGGGUGUGAACGCGUGUUCUCUUUUUGUUUUUUCAUUCUUCGAUUCGCAUAUAUCUCUCUUUGUUUGGCUCUUAUCACGACUCUACUCUACGCCACACUGUAAACCCGCUAUCGUCGCAAGUUCCUAUUAGCGAGACUAUUGAGUUUUUCCGUAGCCACACACGGCGGCAAAACUCGACGAGAAAGGAAAAAAAGAAGAAGGGACGCCGGAAUUUCACACGCUUUUUUUCACACCACCCCCAACACGCUAGUUCUACACCCGACAAUGAUGAAGACCAUGUUCAGAACAAACCCAAUUGGUGACCUGCACAGGUCAGAGAAUAAGAUGGCUGGAUUGCUGGAUCGCAGGGACAACUCGUUUAUGUCCCCACUGAAAUUUAUGCCAAAUCCAACUCCUAGAGCACCUACGCCACCCCAGCCUGAAUCCAACGAGGUUGAUGAUGCUGGAAGCAUGGACUAUAGGUUUGAAGAAGUGAGACUGCAGAGCUUUGAGAACUGGCCGUCAGAACACGUGCGGCCAGCGGACCUGGCAGCUGCAGGCUUCUACUUCACCAAGCAGAUAGACCGAGUGCGUUGUUUCGAAUGCUCCACGGAGGUCUGCCGCUGGGAACAGGGAGACGAUCCUAUGGUCGAGCACCAACGCUGGGGCGGUCGAUGCCGUUUUAUCAGGAAAUUGCCUUGCGGUAACGUGCCCAUCGGUGCCGAUCCAAGCAUGAUCCCUGCUCCCCGUCCACGAAGCCGUGACGUUUGCGGACCGUACAAGCUGGAUUAUAGACUAGGAGCCGAGGCCGACACCCAUGCCUCGUGUAGUGGAACCAGGCAGGGCAGGCAAGCAAUGAGCGAGGAACCGCCGAAGCAGCCUUCAGCUGCCAGGUUGGGCAGUAUGGGCAUUGGCAUUCCGAGACGACCUGACUUUCCGGAUUACGCUAGCUACGAAGCAAGACUGCUGACCUUUAACGACUGGCCGUCGACGCGCGUUUCCCAGACGAAAGAACAACUGGCGGAUGCUGGAUUUUUUUACACCGGGACUGGUGACCAGACUACCUGCUAUCACUGCGGAGGCGGACUGAAAAACUGGGAGCCCAAGGACGAUCCGUGGGUACAGCACGCCAAGUGGUUCUCCACCUGUUUCUACGUUCGAUUGGUCAAGGGUCAGGAAUUCAUCAAUAAUGUAAACGGAAAGCACGCGACACCGCUAUCGGAAGAGGAUAAAAUGGCACUCCCAAGUUGUAUUAAGCAAGUAGAACAACAACCAAUUAAAAAAUUAGAACAAGAAGAUGUACCGCAACAACAGAAUCAGCAAACCGAAGUAAACGAGAGCAGACCUGGACCUAGCAGCGUUGAGUGCCCGGUUCCGGCGCCACGAAUGAAUGCAGAAUCGCAAGCGCAGACAUCAGCCGCAUCAGUUCCAAUGGUAAAUGGCAAUGCUAGCAGUAGUAGUGUAAGCGAAGACAAACCUCAACAGACAAGCGAGAAAAAGUCUAUCGAUGAUGCGCGAGUUUGCAAGAUCUGCUACAACGAAGAGCUCGGGGUGGUGUUCCUGCCAUGCGGUCACAUGGUCGCCUGCGUGAAGUGUGCCCCGGGUAUGACGACGUGCGCUGUUUGCCGGGAACCCGUCGCUAUGACCGUGCGCGCCUUCUUCUCCUAGUGUGUCAGCAGGAUGGUAUCGGAAAAAACGUGCAUUCCUCUUGAUGAGGAGGAAUAUUGUGUUAACAACGGGUCACUGUGCCCAAAGACUUUAAAAUCAAUAAAAUGUUACAGGCAGCGGUGAAACGACUGUCGUUCGCCGAGGAUGAUUGACAUGACUCAUGCGCCUCAUAAGGCUCAUAUCAUUCAAACUAUAAACACAAAAGUGACGGACGUACCGCCAAAUUUUUUAUCUUUUUUUCUCUGUACUAUGUUUGUCGUUUUGCGUUAUGUAUUUUUUGUUCCAACGACAGUUGCGUGGAUGCGUCGCGUAUGAAAAUGAGUCGAGAAGUCUGAUGGAGCUUUGAAAGGCUUUCAUCGUCGGAUGGAGAUUUCGUUGAAACGUAUAUUAAAUCGAAUGUACAUACAACGAUUGAACAUGCAUUUAUGUAUUAAGGGGACUGAGGAUAUACGCUUGAUGUACAACUUUACGUACAUAUAUCUAAUUUUGAUCUCGGCGACUUUUCAUUCGAAACGCACAUUGCAUACAGGUUCACUUGGUCAUUUUUUGACGAAAGAAAGCAGUGAAUACUUUUCUUCGUUCAGUCUCGAUUAGCACUAAUUGUUUCCAAUACAGGUUUUUUGUUUCUGUAUAAAAAAGACAAUCGAGAUCAAAUACUGAAUUUUCCUGUCGUUUUUUAAUCGAUUUUGUGGAGUCAAACGAAGAAAUUUGUACUUUGCGUUUGUGUUUAUAGUUUACGAUAAUUGUUAAAAUGGAUGAGUGCGAACGACGCAUGCAGUCUAGUCAUUUCAGUAUUAAUUUAUAAAUUGUGAUUUAUAAAUUGACAUGCAAAUUCUUGAUAAAAAUAAUCAAUUUUUAAAAAAGUAAAUAAUACCAAAAUUUGUUUUUAUACCGCAUUUGAAUUUUAUAAACCUACGAAAGUUAGAAGGUCAUUCAUGGCAUCUUGAUACAAAGAUACCAAUUUUAAUCAGAUAUUCAAAGAUCUCUGUUUUAAAUAUUCACAUACACAUAAAACUUCAACAUCAAUCUUUCUACUAAACAUUUGUUUAGUUUCAUACUUCUACAUAGUUUUAGCUUUAGAUUAUAAUAUGAAUUUAUUAUAAAUUUUCUCUAUACAAAUUUAAUAGAUAAUAAUUUGCAAUUCAAAAGAUAAUCUAUAUAAAUACCAAUAAUUUACUAAAUAAGAUUAUCAAAUUUUAUUUAACUAAAAGAGCUAAAUUUAGUGUGAUCAAAACAUUCACUAAAAAUGAAUUAGCAUUAGAGAAAAAUUAUCAAAUCUUCAAAUAUUUGUAUUAGACAAGUAGUUCAAUACAUUGAAAUAUUAAAGUCGAUGUUAUUGCAUCGAUUUGUACAAAUUAUAGGAAGACCAUAGACAUACCUUCUAUAAGGAUAUAUAUAUAUAUAUAUAUAUAUAUAUAUAUAUAUAUAUAUAUAUAUAUAUAUAUAUAUAUAUAUAUAUAUAUAUAUAUAUGUAUGUGUGUGUGUGAAAAAAAUUGUUUUUGUUUUUCAAUUUAUUUUUUAUAUUUAAUUUUUCGAAAUCCUUAUGUUCUCUACUCCAGAACGUGUCUCUAUGGUUUUCUCUAAUACAUAUUUUAUAUGUCCGAUAAAUAAACAAAGUAAUUUAAAAAUCAAUUCUUUGUCUAAAAGUUAAAUCUGUACACUUAAAUAUUGGUUUAAAAUUGCACUAAUUUAAGUCUUCACUUAAUUGCAAAAAAAAAACAUGUCACAACUUUCAUUGUAAAUACAUCAAAUUACGAUUCAUUAAAGCACCAAUAAUAUGUCUCAAUAAAUCUUGAUGACUGUACGAAACUGUAAUAAUUUUCCAAACAAA